AUGUCCGAGUCACCUGUCUUUGAAAUUAGCUACGACUGGGGCAAGCUCGGCAAGGAUGGAUCCAAGUGCUCACACUUCGCCAAGGGCCUCCCCAACUUCGAGUACGACGAGAACAAGCCUUAUGCGGAGCUUUGGAUGGGCACGCACCCGUCGUGCCCCUCGACGCUCAUGGCGACCGGACAGGACUUGAAGAAGUACCUCAAGUCCCGGCCGGAGCUGCUCGGCGACAAGGUCGUCAAGAAGUUUGGCGACGACUUGCCGUUCCUCUUCAAGGUCCUUGCUAUUCGCAAGGCGUUGUCGAUCCAGGCGCACCCCGACAAGCAGCUCGCCCAGAAGCUGCACUCUGAGAAGCCCGACAUCUACAAGGACCCGAACCACAAGCCCGAAAUGGCUGUUGCGCUGACCGACUUUUCCGGCUUCUGCGGCUUCCGUCCUCCCUCCGAGAUUGCCUCCUUCCUCGACUCCGUUCCCGAGUUCGCCGCUGUCGUCGGCGAGUCCGUCGCCUCGUCUUUCAAGUCCAAGUUCGGCUCGUCAUCGUCGCCCUCCGAGGAGGACAAGAAGGCUGGCUUGAAGGAGAUCUUCACGCCUCUCAUGAAGGCGGAGGACAAGCUUGUCCAGGAGCAGGUCGAGAAGCUUGUCAAGCGCGUCGAGAAGGGCGACUCUGGCCUCGACAAGGAGGAGAGCGAGUUGAUCAAAACGCUCAACUCGGAUUUCCCGGGCGAUGUCGGCAUCUUCUGCACGUUUGUACUCAACAUCGUCAGGCUCAAGCCGGGAGAGGCGGUCUUCCUCAAGGCUAACGAGCCUCACGCAUACCUCGAUGGCGACAUCAUGGAGUGCAUGGCGACGUCUGACAACGUCGUCCGCGCUGGUCUCACCCCCAAGCUCCGCGAUGUCCCCACACUCACCUCGAUGCUCACCUACACCUCGUCGCCUCCCUCGGAGCAAAUCAUGAACCCCGUCGGCUUCCGCUCGACAAAGCACACCACCCUCUACGACCCGCCCAUCGACGAGUUCUCGGUGCUCCUCACCGAGCUCAAGGACGGCGAGACCGAGAAGUUCGACGCCGUCGAGGGCCCCAGCAUCCUCAUCUUUACCCAGCUCGACGGUGGCGCCGAGACGGCCCGGCUCAGGUGGAGCAAGGGCGACGAGGCAAUCAAGCGCGAGGGCCAGGUCUUCUUUGUCGGCGCGGGCGAGGAGAUCAGUAUCGAGGCCAAGGGCGGCAGGGUCAUUGCGUACCGUGCGUUCGUUGAGGCGUGA
Rhodotorula toruloides NP11 is the source of this 1257-nucleotide messenger RNA. RefSeq names its product mannose-6-phosphate isomerase. The transcript is spliced from 9 exons. Bases 1 to 1257 code for a protein of 418 amino acids. The record is from RefSeq and is a predicted model, not a curated record. Gene Ontology annotation, cellular component: cytosol. Gene Ontology annotation, biological process: GDP-mannose biosynthetic process; carbohydrate metabolic process. NCBI's taxonomy places the organism in Eukaryota, Fungi, Basidiomycota, Microbotryomycetes, Sporidiobolales, Sporidiobolaceae. Gene Ontology annotation, molecular function: zinc ion binding; mannose-6-phosphate isomerase activity.